Messenger RNA from Colletotrichum navitas, 370 nucleotides. RefSeq lists its product as uncharacterized. Lineage: Eukaryota; Fungi; Ascomycota; Sordariomycetes; Glomerellales; Glomerellaceae. The transcript is spliced from 2 exons. The coding region runs from base 83 to 313 and encodes 76 amino acids. The record is from RefSeq and is a predicted model, not a curated record.
CCUAUCCGUAGUGGGUAGGUAGGCUGAGUACCUAAGAUAGGUAGGGCUACCUACCUAGAGAGGAGACGCUAGGUAAAGUACGAUGUACAUCACCACCUCCUGCUCCUGGUGGUGGUGGUGGUCCUGCUGGGUUGUCUGUGUCACACUUUGCCCAUCCCAGCCCAACACCACGGUGCCCCUCCACCACUUCCAUUUCUUGAACCGCUCUCCACCCACUUCUCUGUCGUUCUCUCGGGCAGCACUCCCCUCUCCCCAUCACUUGUACAUGUCCAGUUGUGAUCCUUUCACUCGCAAGACAGAAGCAAUACACUAAUACAUCGGCUGGUAUGUGUGUGUGUGUGUGUGUGUGUGUGUGUGUGUGUGUGUGUGU